CACAUUCACCAGAGCCAAUCAGAUUGGUGCUGACGAAGGGCGUGGCCGGCGUGGGGAAAACAGUGCUGACUCAGAAGUUCAGUCUGGACUGGGCUGAAGGCCGGGCCCACCAGGACCUCCAGCUGCUGUUCCCGUUCACUUUCAGAGAGCUCAAUGUGCUCAGAGACACACAGUUCAGCCUGGUGGAGCUGCUGCACCCACUUCUUCAGUCCAUCCAAACAUCUCUGCAGCUUCCAACAGCUCCAGGUGCUCUUCAUCUUUGACGGUCUGGACGAGUGCAGACUUCCUCUGGACUUCAGCCGAACCAGAGUCCUGACCGACCCCACAGAGUCCACCUCAGUGCACGUGCUGCUGGUGAACCUCAUCAGGGGGAGCCUGCUUCCCUCCGCUCUCCUCUGGAUAACCACGCGCCCCGCCGCGGCCAAUCAGAUCCCUGCUGAGUGCGUCUCCAUGGUGACAGAGGUCAGAGGGUUCACCGACCCACAGAAGGAGCAGUACUUCAGGAAGAGGUUCAGAGACCAGGCCACAGCCGUCAUCUCCCACAUCAAGAGCAUCCGCAGCCUCCACAUCAUGAGCCACAUCCCGAUCUUCUGCUGGAUCCUCUCCACAGUUCUACAGAAACUUCUGGAACAAACAGAACCAGAGCUGCCCCGGACUCUCACACAGAUGUACGUCCACUUCCUGGUGGUGCAGGCCAAAGUCCAGAACAUCAAGUAUCACCAGGGAUCAGGGGAGGACCUUCACUGGACUCCAGAGACCAGGGAGAUGGUGAAGUCUCUGGGAAAACUGGCCUUUGAGCAGCUGCAGAAAGGAAACCUGAUCUUCUACGAGAGUGACCUGAGCGAGUGUGGGCUGGACGCUGCAGCGGCCUCAGUGUACUCCGGAGUGUUCACACAGAUCUUUAGAGAGGAGCCAGGCCUGUACCAGGACAAGGUCUACUGCUUCAUCCAUCUGAGUGUGCAGGAGUUUCUGGCUGCUCUUCACGUCCAUCAGACCUUCACCAACUCUGGAGUCAAUCUGCUGGAGGAUAAACCACGUUCUAUUUGGUCUAUCUUUAAAACUAAACCUGAACUAUUAGUUCUCCACUGCUCUGCUGUGGACCAGGCCUUACAGAGUCCAAACGGACACCUGGACCUGUUCCUGCGCUUCCUCCUGGGACUGUCUCUGCCGACCAAUCAGAGGCUGCUGCAGGGUCUGCUGACUCAGACAGGAAGUGAAGAGACCAAUCAGGAGACAGUAGAGUACAUCAAACAGAAGCUGAAUGAAAAGGGUCUGUCUGCAGAGAGAAGUCUGAACCUGCUCCACUGUCUGAACGAACUGAAUGACCAAAGUCUGGUGAAGGAGAUACAAACUUACAUGAGAAAAGGACCACUCUUCUGGUUAAGGUUUCCUGCUCAGUGGUCGGCUUUGUCCUUCCUCUUACUGUCCUCAGACUCAGACCUGGAGGAGUUUGAUCUGAGGAAAUACCAGGGCUCAGAGACAGCUCUCCUGAAUCUGCUGCCGGUGGUCAGAGCCUCCACCAAAGUCCUUCUUUGUGGCUGUGGUCUGUCUCCUCACAGCUGUGCUCCUCUGGCCUCAGUCCUCAGCUCCUCCAGUCUCACACAUCUGGAUCUCACUAACAACGACCUCCAGGACUCAGGAGUGGAGCUGCUGUGUUCUGGACUGAAGAGCGCCCCCUGCAGACUGGAGACUCUCAGGCUGUCUGGAUGUCUGGUCCCAGAGAGGGGCGGGGCUGCUCUGGCCUCAGCUCUGAGCUCCGCCUCCUCCCACCUGAGAGAGUUAGACCUCAGCUACAACCAUCCAGGACCCUCAGCAGAGCUCCUGACCGCUCUACGGGACGACCCCCACUGCCCCCUGCAGUCUCUCAGGUUGGAUCCUGCUGGAGAACAGUGGAUGGUCCCAGGUCUGAGGAAGUAUUCCUGUGAGUUUUCUCUGGAUCCAAACACAGCUCACAGAAACCUCAAACUGUCUGAGGACAAACGGACAGUGACCUUUGUGACAGAGGAGCAGCAGUAUCCAGAUCAUGAGGACAGAUUUACAGACUACUGUCAGGUCCUGAGCUCCACUGGCCUGAGGGGGCGCUGUUACUGGGAGGUGGACUGGAGUGGGAGGGACAUUGAAAUAGCAGUGAGUUACAGAGGAAACAGACAGAGAGGAGAGAGAGAGGAGUGUAGGUUUGGAGACAAUGAUCAGUCCUGGAGUGUGAGGAUCUAUAAGGAACAUCACAGGUUCCAUCACAACAAAGAAGAAACAACAGCCAUCUCCUUCUACUCCGCCUCCUCUUCCUCAGGUCGAGUGACUGUGUUCCUGGACUCUGAGACUGGAUCUCUGUCCUUCUAUAAGGUUCGUUUCACUGGAGAACUGUUCCACCUCCACACCUUCAGGUCCUCCUUCACUGAGCCUCUGUUUCCUGGGUUUGGACUGUGUGAUGAAGGUUCCUCUGUGUCUGUGGUGGAGCUGAGGGGAGCGCCCCCUGGUGGACAUCUUGUGACUUUUUUAUGAUAUAAUGAUUCUUUCCACUAAUCUGUCCUAAAUCAGUCAAAAAUGACUGAUUGACAAAAAUGAAAGUGUUUCCUCUGCACACAACUUAAAAUUUUCA
Boleophthalmus pectinirostris (great blue-spotted mudskipper) is the source of this 2599-nucleotide messenger RNA. Its product is annotated as NLR family CARD domain-containing protein 3-like. The transcript has 5 exons. Lineage: Eukaryota; Metazoa; Chordata; Actinopteri; Gobiiformes; Gobiidae. Bases 154 to 2502 code for a protein of 782 amino acids. The record is from RefSeq and is a predicted model, not a curated record. Gene Ontology annotation, molecular function: protein binding.